AUGAAAUGGCUGGGUAAGCUUUUUAAAAGUGGGUCUAGUCGUGGAGGUGCUCGUGGUGGUGGUGGCGGGGGGCGGGCACAUCCACAGCUUUUAGGGGAAGAAAACAUGGUUUGGAGUGCACCAGCAAGAUCUCUGUGCAACCUGCAAGAGAUUUUAGGUAAUAAUGCUGGUUGGAAUGUGGAGCAACUGUGUGGUUUAUAUCCUACUGAUGACUGUUCUAGAGCUGGGAAGGAGGAGGAGGAAUUAGAUCAUGCUAUUGCACUUUCUAAGGCUGAAGAUUGUAAGAGACCAAGUGGAUAUAGAUGGGGAAUGAAUGAUGAAGAUCUAGCAAGGUCGCUUCAGGAUGACCUUAAUUCAUCUUCAUGUCCUCCAUAUGGUACUACGCAAUAUUAUCCAAGGAGUUAUAGGUUAUGUGGUGGCUGCCAACGUGACAUUGGCUUCGGUAAUUAUUUGGGAUGCAUGGGAAAAUAUUUUCAUCCGGAGUGCUUUCGCUGUUGUUCCUGUGGUUACUCAAUCACUGAGACCGAGUUUUCUUUGUCAGGGAAUGAUCCAUAUCACAAGUCUUGUUUCAAAGAGUUAACUCAUCCCAAAUGUGAAGUCUGCCAUCAAUUUAUCCCUACAAAUCCAGCUGGUUUGAUUGAGUAUAGGUGCCAUCCAUUUUGGUCCCAAAAGUAUUGUCCAUCACAUGAGCAUGACGGCACAGCUAGAUGCUGCAGCUGUGAACGUCUGGAGUCUUGGAACGCAAGAUACUAUUUUUUGGAAGAUGGCCGCAGCUUGUGUCUGGAAUGCAUGGAAUCGGCUAUCAUGGAUACUGGUGAUUGCCAACCCCUUUACCACGCCAUCAGGGACUAUUACGAAGGAAUGAAUAUGAAACUGGAUCAGCAAAUUCCAAUGCUUCUUGUUGAAAGACAGGCACUUAAUGAAGCCAUUGUUGGAGAGAAGAAUGGCUACCACCAUAUGCCUGAGACAAGGGGGCUAUGUCUCUCUGAAGAGCAGACUGUCACUAGUAUACUAAAGAGGCCAAGAAUUGGAGGCCACCGACUGAUAGGAAUGAGAACUGAACCCCGAAAACUGAAUCGGAAAUGUGAAGUUACCGCUAUUCUUGUACUUUAUGGUCUUCCAAGACUGCUAACUGGUGCUAUUCUUGCUCACGAGUUGAUGCAUGGCUGGUUACGCCUCAAAGGGUACCGCAAUCUUAAUCCUGAGGUAGAGGAAGGUAUCUGUCAAAUGCUCUCACACAUGUGGCUCGAAUCGGAAUUGCCAGGAUCUAAAGGCAUGCCAUCCACAUCCACAUCAACCCCUUCCUCUUCCUCUUCCUCGUCCUCUUCAAAGAAAGGCGGGAAGUCCCAUGUUGAAAAUAAACUGGGUGAAUUCUUCAUGCAUCAAAUCGCCCACGAUGCUUCUCCAGCUUAUGGGGAAGGAUUCAGGGCUGCGAGUGCUGCUGUCAGCAAGUAUGGUUUACGUCGCACCCUGGACCACAUACGCCUUACUGGCAGUUUCCCAUUAUAA
Messenger RNA from Dovyalis caffra, 1509 nucleotides. The record is from the annotation of a GenBank genome assembly. Lineage: Eukaryota; Viridiplantae; Streptophyta; Magnoliopsida; Malpighiales; Salicaceae.